This is a messenger RNA of Octopus bimaculoides (California two-spot octopus), 3199 nucleotides long. RefSeq names its product unconventional myosin-XIX. Gene Ontology annotation, biological process: actin filament organization. Gene Ontology annotation, molecular function: ATP binding; actin filament binding; microfilament motor activity. NCBI's taxonomy places the organism in Eukaryota, Metazoa, Mollusca, Cephalopoda, Octopoda, Octopodidae. Gene Ontology annotation, cellular component: membrane; myosin complex; actin cytoskeleton. The record is from RefSeq and is a predicted model, not a curated record.
CUCUAUGACUGGCAGAAAGAUUGAAACUAAGAUUUUAAAGUCUAACCCAAUCUUAGAAGCUUUUGGUAAUGCCACAACAACUCGGAAUGAGAACAGUUCAAGAUUUGGUAAAUACAUCCAGUUAAACUUUAACAGGUCUGGGAACAUGAAGGGAGCAGCCAUCAGCACAUAUUUACUGGAGAAGACCAGAGUCGUACAUCAGGGACCUGCAGAAUGUAACUUCCAUAUUUUUUAUCAGAUGAUGCAGCCUGGACUUAGAGGAAUCAAGGCCAUUGGUCAGUUCUUUGACGGUUUUGACCAAAGCAUUUCAUUCAGAAUCCUACCAGGACAAUCAGAGAGGUCUGCUGGAAAAGACAGUGAAAUGCUCCAAAACACCAUGAAAGCUUUGGAGGAAAUUGGUGUGACAGACAGCCAAACGAAGCAGAUAUUCCAGAUUCUUCUGGCCAUAUUGUAUCUUGGUAACAUAGAAUUUAUAAAAGGACAGGAUGAAGAUACAACUAAAAUCAAACAGUCCAAAGGAAGUUCCGAUGCCAUGCAAAACGCAUGCAAUCUACUGUGCAUCGACAGCAGACAGCUACAGCAUAUUCUCCUGCAUCGUAACAUCCAUUCUGGCCGGAAGGGACGUGAGAGUAUGUUUGUGAAACCUGUACGACAGUCUGAAGCGGCCAACCGCCGUGACUGUCUGGCCAUGCUGUUAUACUCCAGUCUCUUCAACUGGCUGGUCAGUUAUAUCAAUGACCAAUUCCAUGGCAACUCCUGCAAGCAAAGUAUUGGAUUGCUAGACAUUUAUGGGUUUGAAUGUUUCCAACAGAAUAGUCUGGAACAGUUGUGCAUCAACUAUGCCAAUGAACGUCUACAACAACACUAUGUUCAGCACUUUCUUCGAGAUCUUCAGACUGAAUACAUUGAUGAGAACAUUGAGUGGACGUACACAGAAUUUGAGGACAACCAACCACACAUUGAUCUCUUGGAUGGCACAUGUGGAGUGUUUGCUCUCCUUAAUGAAGAAGUCUACCUGAAUCGUCCAAAAGACCUGAUAAGUCUUGGUAACCGUUUGAUGGAGGUCACCAAUAGAAAGACCAGCCAUCGUCAGCCUUUGACACCAAGACUUCACAAUAAGAUCAACGACAGUUCUUCAGCUGCUCAAAGAAGUCAGAAGAAGAAUUCAGAGAAAUUUAGUCCCAGAUUUGUGAUCAGACAUUUUUGUGGCGUUGUUGAUUAUGAAGCCAGAGAAAUGGUUGAGAAAAACAAGGACAAUAUACCAAGCGAAGUGGAAAAUCUGGUCAAAACUAGCCAACUUGACUUUGUCCAACAAAUCAUGACUUCCAUAACAUCAUCAACAUCAACAACAACAACAACAUCAACACCAAGUAAGAAGAAAAAAACAGUUUUAACAAAAUUCAAGACCUCUCUUGACCAACUGAUGCUGUCACUAAAUGCCUCAGAUGUCCACUACGUUCGCUGCCUGAAACCCAACAAGGACUGUGUCCCCAAUAAAUUUGACCGACUCUUUAUGAUGUCUCAGCUAAAGGCCAGUGGGAUUUUGGAAACAGUGGAGAUUAGUCACCAAGGUCACCCUGUCAGGAUGACGUAUGCAGACUUCCUCCGUCGGUACUCUGUAGUUCGGUGUACUAGGGGACCAGCAAGUGGCCACAGACUUGAUGGAGCCCUUGAAGACAAUGUCAGCAUUGACAACAUCAUUAGUACCAUGGCAAAUAAGAGACUUCAGGUACGAGAAAGAGUAAAACGAACACCAACACCUUGUAAAGUGAUGCGGAGACGUACAGCAGAUGACGAAGAUUUGAAAGGUCUUGCUAGCUGUGAACAUUUGAUGAGAUGCUGUGCUGCUAUCCUCACCAUUUCUUGUGAAAAACACCUUGUCAACCCAGCUUCCUUUUGUAAAUACUUCGGCAAGAACAGGAUCUUCUUGACUCAGUCUCAGUUUGAUCAGCUAGAAUCGGCAAGAUCCACUGCACUAAACACAAAAGUGACCCGCAUUCAAACAACAUGGCGGCAGUAUCAAAAGAGAAAGACUUUGCGAAGAAGAAAGAAAGCAGUUUUAACAAUUGAGAAAGCUGUGCAAGAGUGGAUGAUUAGACGCCGUUUACAAAAGGAGAGACAAGAACAGUUGGAACAGUUACAAUCCAUGAUGGCCAACACCUCUGAACUCACAAACAACUUCUGCCAGAGCAGUUACUGCAACCAGAUGGCAGGAGGCAAAUCUCCUGAAAACGGACAGAAUAGAAUCGAAGAACGUGGUGAAGACCUAUUUCAAAAUAACAAUCAUAGUAGUAGUGGUGGUGAUGAUGGCGGUGGUGGUGGUGGUGGUGGUGGUGGUGGUAGUAGCCGUACCAAUAAUAAUAGUAGUAAUAAUAAUUCUACCGGCAACAGAGUGUUCUGGAAGAGUUUCACAUCGCAUCAGAAUCCUUCUUCUGUAUUCACAAAAGACAGUUUGUCGUUGGAAACUGACACUACUACACUCAGCCAACCGAGUCGCCACCAAACCUGCUCCUCCCCUUGUGUGACGCCUGACCCCUCUGAACCUCCCAUAAAACGGUUGAAGAUGUCCUGCGAGCAGUUCACAUCUCUACAGAAUGUUAGUAUUGGCGAUGGUGUGGUCAGCAGAAGAAAAUUACCAAAAUCUGGACUCCGGUUCCACACACGACCCAGCCUCUUGAAAAACGCCCACGUUGUAAACCAGAACGACAUACAGUGCAGUAUCACAGAUAUCUUACCUGACGAUUCCUAAACCAUGUGAAUGUUAAUCUCUGUCAGGCAACUUUGCCGUCUCUGCAAGCCAACAAAAAAAAAAAAUGGGCCCCCUCAGAAGGACAAUGAGAAAAGCCUUUUGCGCCACCCAGAAACCCUCUUUCAUCAUCAUCAUCAUCAUCACCAUCACCAUCAUUUUAACGUCCACUUUACCAUGCUUGCAUAGGGUGAACGGAAUUUGUUGAGGCAGGUUUUCUACAGCCAGAUGCCCUUCCUGUCACCAACAUUUACCCGCUCCCAAACAGCAUAAUAUUUCCCCGUGAAAAGGCAUGUUUACGUAUAGAUAUUGGAGGUGAAUGAUAUUCAUUUACAAUACAAACAUGAUGUCGAGAUGUGGAGACACAGGCAUAUGCGCAUACACACACACACAUUAUAUGAGUGUGUGUGUGUAUAUAUAUAUAUAUAUAUAUAUACAUAUAUAUAUAUAUAU